Onychostoma macrolepis is the source of this 2015-nucleotide messenger RNA. RefSeq names its product phospholipase A and acyltransferase 1-like. Gene Ontology annotation, molecular function: A2-type glycerophospholipase activity; glycerophospholipid phospholipase A1 activity. NCBI's taxonomy places the organism in Eukaryota, Metazoa, Chordata, Actinopteri, Cypriniformes, Cyprinidae. Bases 905 to 1342 code for a protein of 145 amino acids. Gene Ontology annotation, cellular component: cytoplasm. The transcript is spliced from 4 exons. The record is from RefSeq and is a predicted model, not a curated record. Gene Ontology annotation, biological process: N-acylphosphatidylethanolamine metabolic process.
GACAACACAGCCCUGAAGUGUCAACUAGACUCUCCCCUGCAAAAGCCUCUUUCCUUUCUCUUUUCUUCUACUGUAUAUACAUAAAAUGUUGUCGGGGUGAUUCCGGUUCACAUGGAUAUGCGGAAGCAACUAAUAUUUCUGUAUAGUGCAUGCCUAACAAGUGAUUUGGUGAUUUCGCUUAGAGAAAGACUACGCGUCUGCGCACGAGCGCAUUCAAACAUGCAUACCUAUAGACUGAACACGUGGUACGCAUGUGCACACCGUAACCGUUUUCACGGAUUCGCAUUUUUAAGUUUACACGGAGAUAACUUUCUCUCAAAAUUUGCGUUCUCAAGUCUACAAACACCGUUGUCAUGCAAAUGAAUGGCCAAAACACAUUAAAGGGUUUCUGUUUUCAGUUAUAAUGUCGUGUAAGCGGCCCCUAAAGUUAAUAAAUAAUGAUUUUUACAACAUAAAUGAAAAAAAAAAAUUAAAUAUCACUUUAGCUGGACAAUACCUUUUUAUAGAGUUGCUGUAGAGGCCAAAACAAUAUCUGUCCUUUGACUUUCCUAUUUUCACUGUAAAGCUGCUUUGAAACAAUUUGUAUUGUAAAAGCACUAUAUAAAUGAAGGUGACUUGACUUGACUACUGAACCACAGCCAAGCAAAGGAGCAGCUCAUUAUAAUAACCACAGCCUAUUAUGUUUGAUGUAAACAAGUGUUAGAAAUUGAAUGUGCAAUUUUACGAUUCUGGGGAAAGGGGAUGGCACUUCCUCGUACCCUAAUGAAUAUGUAUAUGAGUAUGUAUAAGAGCAGCAGGACUAGUUGAACUCCAAUGCCAUUGUAGAAGUUGCAGCAGAGGAAUUCUCCCGUGGUGUCCUGUCAGUUGAUCACUGUCUUCAGUUUUCAAACUUAAAACUAAGGCCAUGAAUUUUGGAGACCUCCUUUCAUACGCUCGCCCUGGGUACACACACUGGGCAGUGUACACUGGGAAGAAUGAAAAUGGAAAAGAUACGGUUGUCGAGUUUACAGGUGAAGUGGGAUCAAACAGUAAAGCAGGAGCCACUGUGAAGCAAGGUCUGCUCAAGCCUGGUUUCACAGUCGAAAAUCAAUGGCAUGGGCAAACAGCAAAACCUGACGCAGAGAUGAGAGCAAAUGUUGAGAAGGUUUUGCGUGAUGGCGCCGGAAAAUACGGAGUACUCGACAACAACUGUGAGCACCUAGCCACAUUUAUUCGCUACGGGGAAACCCAAUCACUACAGGCAAAUCGCGUUCUCAAUACGGCAUCAGACUCUAAAUACGAAGUUGCAGAUAACUUCGGUGUAUCUUCCUUAGCUUUUUCGCCCAAUAUGAAAUUUAAAUAAUUUCUUCAAUCUGCAUUCCCCCUCCACUGCACUCACAUGUUAUUUGAUUUGUUUUCAAUCAUAUUAAAGUUGAUUUGGCUGCACUGUGUCUUGAUUGUACAAAAAUAUCUUCAUUUUAACAAGAUUUAUGUAACUUUUAGGUUUUUUAUGUCACUUUGAGAGGAGUUUUAAAGCAGCCAGUGGGAUAAUUAAAAAUGUACUUCUUUUAAACGAUCAAAUCACUACUUCCCUACACGCCGGCUCAGUGCACAUCUCAUCAGGGAGACGUGAACCUCUCCCCAUGGACAUGCCGCUCCAGAUCCCACCGCAGAAGCAGAAUUAACAACUUACUUUCCCGUUGCCAAACCUAAAUCUACCAUUACACGUUGUUAUAUAUAGAUUUUAUUUUUUUUACAAAUCAAGGGAUAACAAUACAAAUGUCCAUGUUUUUUUUUUUGUUUGUUUUUUUACAGAGAAGGAAUGCAAUCCUUCACACAACAAUCUCAAUGCAAAAGUAAAUCAUUCAGAGCUUUUAUUGAAUGCACAGAAACUCUCUGACUCUUUCAUCCAGAUUCUCUGCUUUUAUUGUUAUUUUAUUUCUUAUGCAUAAAAUUUUUAUUCUCAUGUAUUUGUUUCCUUUUCACGUAGAGCACUUUGAACUACCAUUGUGUAUGAAAUGUGCUAAAUAAAUAGA